AUGCUAAGAGCCAUUGCAAUCCUCCUCGGACAGGCUGACCAUGAACAGAAAGCGAAGAAGAUAGCGGAAACCACCUCUUUCCACAUGGUGGGAGCCAUCGAACGACUUGAAAAAGCAGCCGACGAUCACGAAGGGAAGAUAACAGCACUUGAUAGCUUCGUUAUAGAGGGAAGGUCAUACGCUAAUGUCGCACAAGCGAGACAACCCAAACCUGACUCCAGCAUCCUGGCACGAAGCGAAGCCCAGGCAAGACAGAUUCUAGUAGGCCGCAAAUCAAUGAGCGAAAUUUCAGGUCUAAAGGACCUAACGGAAGCGGAACUUGUCCGCAAAGCAAAGCAAGCCCUAGAGGGGAUGAAAGAAGGAGGGCUAGACGUCCCACAAGACGCAUCCUUCACAUGCGCCAGAAAGCUCCGUCAUGGAGGCGUUAUCUUUGAAACUGACAGCAUUGAAACAAAAGCCUGGCUAUCUUGUCAGAGCGCCAGCCAAGCCUUUAGCGAACAUUUCGGAAGCGAAACAAUGAUCAAAGACAGAACCUUAUAG
Messenger RNA from Suillus subalutaceus, 540 nucleotides. RefSeq lists its product as uncharacterized. The transcript is spliced from 2 exons. The record is from RefSeq and is a predicted model, not a curated record. The coding region runs from base 1 to 540 and encodes 179 amino acids. NCBI's taxonomy places the organism in Eukaryota, Fungi, Basidiomycota, Agaricomycetes, Boletales, Suillaceae.